This is a messenger RNA of Solanum tuberosum (potato), 843 nucleotides long. RefSeq lists its product as uncharacterized. The coding region runs from base 171 to 740 and encodes 189 amino acids. NCBI's taxonomy places the organism in Eukaryota, Viridiplantae, Streptophyta, Magnoliopsida, Solanales, Solanaceae. The record is from RefSeq and is a predicted model, not a curated record. The transcript has a single exon.
UAGGUGGCCUCAACUUGAUUAAUCUUCACUCAUGGAAUAAGGCUGCUAUUGCUAAACAUUGUUGGGACCUAGAGCAUAAACAGGAUAAGCUGUGGAUUAAGUGGGUGCACUCUUACUAUAUUAAAAGAACUCCUUUCCAAGAAGUGAUCAUUUCCCAACAAGCUUGUUGGAUGGUAAAGAAAAUUUUGGAGGCUAGACAAGUUUAUUCACAGUUUCAGCCCAUAGUCUUGCAGAACAAAAGUAUGAUCAGGCAACUAUACUUUCACUUGUUUCGGCCCCAACAGAGAGUUCCAUGGAAGUGCUUGAUGUUUCAAAACUUUGCCAGGCCAAAGGCAGUCUUCACUAUGUGGUUGCAGCUGCAAAACAGACUAAACACCACGGAUAGACUCAAAAAAUGGGGACUAGAUAUAGAGCUGAAGUGUGUUUUGUGCCAACUUCAUUUUGAAUUUAGAGAUCAUAUGUAUACAAGUUGUCCUUACAGUCAACAGGUUUGGAGCAAGUUAUUACAAUGGAUUCAAUUUGUACAAGCUCCUUACAACAAUUGGAGCCAAUAUGUCUUGGGAAUCAUUGAUGCCGCAAAAGGGAAAACUCCAACUGCCCAAAUUUUUAAGUUGGUAUAUACUGAGUAUGUCUAUGCGAUUUGGAUUGAGAGGAACCACAGAAUCUUUGAGAAGGAUAGCAGAACUUGGGAAUCUCUUGCCAGGGAGAUUGCUUAUAUUUGUUGUGUUAGGGCCAGCUAGAAAACUAUGCAAGCCAUUCAUCAGUUUGCAUUUUAGAUUGCUAGCUUAGUUUUCCUUUGUUCUAGUUGUCUCUGUUUUUUUUUAGAAUAGCAAGUUGGGUUUG